Myotis lucifugus (little brown bat) is the source of this 1578-nucleotide messenger RNA. RefSeq names its product zinc finger protein 835 (gene ZNF835). NCBI's taxonomy places the organism in Eukaryota, Metazoa, Chordata, Mammalia, Chiroptera, Vespertilionidae. Gene Ontology annotation, biological process: regulation of transcription by RNA polymerase II. Gene Ontology annotation, molecular function: RNA polymerase II cis-regulatory region sequence-specific DNA binding; DNA-binding transcription activator activity, RNA polymerase II-specific. The transcript has a single exon. The record is from RefSeq and is a predicted model, not a curated record. Gene Ontology annotation, cellular component: nucleus. Bases 1 to 1578 code for a protein of 525 amino acids.
AUGGACGGCCUCCAGGCCACGGCCGCCUCCUGCCGCCCUGAGCUGGGAGAAGCCCGGGUGCACGAGGGUCACGUCAAGGACCGGAAGGAAGACCAGGAGCGCGGUUUGCAGCCAGAGGCCCGUGAAGAAGACCCCGCCGGGGACCGUGCGGACGACCGGGAUGGGGUCCCAGGAGCCAGACCAAGCCCGCUGGUCACCCAGGCCCCCCGCCGGCCCCGCAGGCGCGCGGCACAGGGAAAGCGAAAGCGCCCAAAGGAGAAGCCGUGGAAGUGUGAGGACUGCGGCAAGGCCUUCCACUACUGCUCGGCGCUCACCCUGCACCGCCGGACGCACACCGGGGAGAAGCCGUUCGCGUGCCCGCAGUGCGGCCGGGCCUUCCGCCAGCGCGUGCACCUGACCUUGCACCUGCGCGUGCACACGGGCGAGCGGCCGCACACCUGCGCCCAGUGCGGCCGGACCUUCAGCCAGGGCUCCUACCUGGCGGCGCACCGGCGCACCCACGCGGGCGAGCGGCCGCACCCCUGCCCCGACUGCGACAAGACCUUCACGCGGCCCGCGCGCCUGGCCCAGCACCGGCGCAUGCACACCGGCGAGCGGCCCUUCGCCUGCGGCCAGUGCUCCAAGGCCUUCCGCGGCCACGCGGCCCUGCGGGAGCACCAGCGCGUGCACAGCGACCAGAAGCCGUUCGCCUGCGCGCUGUGCCCGAAGGCCUUCCGCUUCCUCUCGGCGCUGCUGCGCCACCGCCGCACGCACACGGCCGAGCGGCCCUUCGCCUGCGGCCAGUGCGGCCGGACCUUCGCGCAGCGGGUGCACCUGGCCCAGCACCGGCGCGUGCACACGGGCGAGCGUCCCUACCGGUGCGCCGAGUGCGGCGCGUCCUUCGGCCAGAGCGCAUCGCUAGCCCAGCACCUGCGCACCCACACCGGGGAGCGGCCGUUCGCCUGCGCGCAGUGCGGCAAGACCUUCGCGCAGGGGGCGCACCUGAGCCAGCACCGGCGCGUGCACACGGGCGAGCGGCCCUUCGCCUGCGGGGCCUGCAGCCGCGCCUUCAGCCACCGCGCGCACCUAGCGCAGCACCGCCUGCGGCACACGGGCACGCGGCCCUUCAAGUGCCCGAAAUGCGGGGCGUCCUUCGGCCGCGUGUCCUCGCUCCAGGAGCAUCAGAAGAUCCACGCGGGCGAGAGGCCCUUCCGCUGCGGGGACUGCGGCCAGGCCUUCCGCCAGGGCUCGGCGCUCUCGCUGCACCGGCGCACGCACACCCGGGAGCGGCCCUACUCGUGCCCCGAGUGCGGCAAGGCCUUCCGCCACCGCGGCUCCCUGAUCCAGCACCACCUCGUGCACACGGGCGAGCGGCCCUACGAGUGCAGCGGCUGCGGCCGGGCCUUCAGCUUCUGCUCCGCCCUCACCCGCCACCAGAGGACGCACAGCGACCGGGAGUCCCACCAGCGCAGCCCGCGCGGGGACCCCACCGCGCAGCCGUCACCCCCAACUGGACCCCGGCGCUCGCCCCGGGGGAAGAAGCCUGUUAGCCCUAGUGACCCCGCAGAAAACUCCGUGGACCAGCAGAGUCAGAGCUGA